Molecule: messenger RNA, 540 nt
Organism: Darwinula stevensoni
Lineage: Eukaryota; Metazoa; Arthropoda; Ostracoda; Podocopida; Darwinulidae
Source: the annotation of a GenBank genome assembly
AUGCAGGCAUGGCGAGGAUACUCAGGGCUCAAGUUACGACCCGGUUUCGGAAUUUAUCCCCAUCCCACUCGGCCAAAAAGUCGAGGGAAGAUUUUGCUGCGCAGUACGGAUGUCCUUGAUCAUCCAGUUAUCAUCGGGAACUACUUCAAGGACCCGGACGACGUCAAGGUCGCAAUCGAAGCCACUCGUCUGGUGUUGCGAUUGGGAGAGCAUCCCGCGUUCAAGAAGUUUGGUGCCGAAUUCUACAGCAAAUCCCUGCCGGGCUGUCAGCAUCUGACGCAGUUCACGGACGACUACUGGGAGUGUCAGAUUCGGCAGUUCACGUAUCUGCAUUGGCACGACGUUGGCACGUGCAAAAUGGGACCAUCCACUGAUCCUGGGGCCGUCGUCGAUCCCACUCUCAAGGUGUACGGAGUGAAGGGGCUGCGAGUGGCAGACGCAUCCAUCAUGCCGGCGAUCGUCUCCGGCAAUUCCAUGGCAGCAUGCAUCGUGAUCGGGGAGAAGGCCUCCGACCUCAUCAAGUCCGCCCACGGUCUGUGA